AUGGCAAAACCAGUGGCCAUCCAUACACAUUGGGAUUCCCAGGCACCGUGCAAUUUGAAUGCAGAUGAGAGCACUCCCCCAGAACGGCACAACUUUCCUCUGACGCCUCCGCCAACCGCAGAACGUCAAGCAUCCGACACGUUAGUCGUUGAGCGUGUCCUGAGGAUAUUCAACGGCAUACGCUGUUCUGGUCCAAGGAUCUCAGGCUUUCCCAGGAUUAAGUUGCAACGCGAGCAAUUUUUGGAAUUGCUUUCUCGACUUGAAGACGACCAGCUACUCCACAAUUUCGUUAACUACGAAGUGCGCUGGGAUUACGACCCAGAAUCUGAGCAGCUCCAAAUUCGUAUGCCAAGUCCGGUACAUGACUUUUUUGUGGCCUCCGUCGCUGGUGAAAUAAGCAAGCAACUUCAGACUAUUAUAGACGAAGGAGGGCCUGCCAGCGAAUUUGCAGCGCUAAUUACAAAUGGGCAGUCUUCUCGAAUUCUUCUGCGUGUGGAUAACUCCGAGGACGGGCAAUCAGUGGACUCAAAAAUAUGUCUACAACGUCAACCGGAUGCUCAAUUCCAGCAUUGUUUGGCAGCAUAUCCUGGUGUAGUUGUUGAGGUCUCAUAUUCACAGAACGGAAACUUGAGGAAGUUGGCCUGGGAAUAUAUCAUGAAUUCAAACGGAAAUAUCAAGGUCGUUAUUGGCAUAGAUGUCAAAUAUGACGGGAAAGAGUCUACUGUAUCCUUGUGGCGCCAGGCUUAUGUGCGGGAAGAGGGCGAGGAUCUUGAUAUCCUGGAAGUUCACCAAGUCAUUGAAUCCGAGGUAAGAGGUCAUCUGCCCUACCGGAAGGAUUGCGCUAGAAUUUGCCAGGCAUUCCGAACGCAAGAUGGUCGUCCCGCAAACAAGAGCAGCUGUGUCCGCCUCAACCUCAGUGAUUUUGGCCCUGAUGAAAUAUCCAACGGGUAUGAGGGGAAAGAGCUAUCCAUAAGCUACGAAACUCUUAUCACCCUUCUCAACCGCGCGGAGCAGAUCCACCGAGCACGAGAGUCAGCUGCCGGUUUACGCGGCAUUGAGUCGAAGCGGCAGAUCAGGAAGCGGAAGAGGUCAUCAUCUCCGGCUGAGCAAUUGAGGUCCGACGAUGAAGCAAAACGUCGCCGCCAGGAAGCGCAAGCGGAGGAACGUACUGCUGCAUCCGACAAGGAUUACGAACCCCCGUCAUCCAGACGAAGGGGAGCUGGCAAACCUUAG
Messenger RNA from Aspergillus pseudoviridinutans, 1233 nucleotides. RefSeq lists its product as uncharacterized. The coding region runs from base 1 to 1233 and encodes 410 amino acids. The record is from RefSeq and is a predicted model, not a curated record. The transcript has 2 exons. NCBI's taxonomy places the organism in Eukaryota, Fungi, Ascomycota, Eurotiomycetes, Eurotiales, Aspergillaceae.